Molecule: messenger RNA, 677 nt
Organism: Papilio polytes (common Mormon)
Lineage: Eukaryota; Metazoa; Arthropoda; Insecta; Lepidoptera; Papilionidae
Product: probable cytosolic iron-sulfur protein assembly protein CIAO1 homolog
Exons: 1
Coding region: 1-603 (200 amino acids)
Biological process (GO): ribosomal large subunit assembly
Cellular component (GO): nucleolus
Molecular function (GO): protein binding
Source: RefSeq, a predicted model, not a curated record
AUGCAUGAAGAAAUUCUCAACCCUCAUGUGGUGCAUACGUUCCGCGCGCACAGAGGCGAAGUCGUGUGUGCGGACGUAAGCGGCGCACUGUUGGCAACGGGCGGCGGCGAAGGCGCGCUGCGGCUGUGGCGCUGGCGGCGCAGCGCCGGCUGGCUGGAGGCGGCCGGAGCCCCGGGCGCACAUCGGUUUGGCGUGACGGCGGCACGCUGGACGCCCAGCGGUGCGCUCCUCGCCUCCGCGGGUGUCGACGGCGCCGCGAGAAUAUGGACCAGAGAGCUGAGGCAAAGGCGCAUGCUGGCGGCGCCGGGAGCGACCGCAGCGCGCUCGCUGUGCUGGUCCGGCGUGCGGCUGCUCGUCGGGCACGAUGAUGGCGCACUGUGCGUGUGGUCACCGCGUCGGGGCACGCUACUGGCGCGGCUGAGACCGUGCGAGGGUUCGCUGCACGCACUCGCUGCAUUGCCCUCCGCCGCUCUGCUGCUCGUCGCCUGCACCACUGGCACACUCAAAUUCUUCGACCUUAACGGUAAUAACACACAGGAUGUCCGGCAAAAACGUGUACAAUAUACUACCACUGAUUCGCGAACGAACUCCGAUACUCAUUAAAUCGUAUGUAAAGAACUGUAGAAUAGAAAAACGCGGAAAGUGCUCCUAACACGCACAAAAAACGUCUGUCUAAA